This is a messenger RNA of Verticillium alfalfae VaMs.102, 1821 nucleotides long. RefSeq lists its product as hypothetical. The transcript has 6 exons. The record is from RefSeq and is a predicted model, not a curated record. The coding region runs from base 1 to 1821 and encodes 606 amino acids. NCBI's taxonomy places the organism in Eukaryota, Fungi, Ascomycota, Sordariomycetes, Glomerellales, Plectosphaerellaceae.
AUGGUACAGCAUCCUGAAAGACACCCGGAUUACUCUUCGUUCGAAGAUGUCAGCUUUGAUUUCGACUCGGACCGUAAGGUGUCGCUAGAUCUCCGCCUCCCAGAGAGGAAACCAGAUCCUUCGCCUCUCGUCACGAUAGACGAAGUGCAGUUGGUUCCUAAGCGCAGCUUCUGGGGCCACUGUCGCCCGAUAUGGCUUCCGUUGACUGCGUGGCUCGCCAGCGCGCUGUUCACAGUUCUCUACUCACUCUUCAUCCACAAGGUUCUCAUCAGGAGGGACCCCAAGAUCGGCGUCCUUGUGUUUGAGGCGUCAGUCACCAACUUGUUGCUCUCGGUCUUUUCUCAGCUCUAUGCCAUGGUUCUGUGCUUCAUGCUUAGCCCGGCGACCGACUGGUUCUCGGUUCUCAAGUUCAUUCUCGACAGUAGGCUCAAGAACACUUGGGGCAUAUUCAGACUUGCUCUGCCAUUCAUGGGACUUGGCUUCGGCUCAGUUCUCAAAUUUCAAAACAGUUUCCAGCAUCAUUUCAUUCCGGAUGGACCUAGCGUUGCGGUCUACGCUGGGACCAUUCCACCGGAUGUCAGUGUGCUCGACAACAUCCCCGCAUCCUACAUGGCGGGGUUCUUCGACACAUGGGCUCAGCAGCUCAUGAACUAUCCUCGAUACUCAACAGCAUGGUCGAUGGAAGGAUGUGAAGGAAAUUGUUCCGCCAUCUUCCUUCCCGGCGGCAUGGAGAUCGCUCGUAAGGUUGUGCCGUUGAUGAACUCGACCAUCCUUCAAGGAGGCACCUUCAAUGACGUCGACUCCAUCAGCAUCAUGCGAGCACCGGGCCUCGCAGCCCGCUUUGAUCCACUGCCUGCCGACUUCCGCUUCGACAUUGAGAAAGAGUGCGCGGUAUACCUCACACCUGCAGGCAUGAGCGAUGGCCUGCAGAUGUGUAUCAGGCAGGUCGGCGACUCUCUCGCCGCAGGCUGGAGAGCUUGUCCAAGUUUUACUCAGCUCUACGGCGAAUGUCCCCUUCCCGAACGCUGGGCCACUGCCCCCCUCCGCACGAAGACCCUCAUGACAGUCUACCGCCAGAACGCGACGACAACCUACGAUCGCAGCGACCUCUCGAUCAAACACGUCACGCCGACAUCCAAGCAGGUCCUACAGCCCAUGUCGGCACCCGAAGCCUUGCGGAUCUGGCGACGCAUCUUCAUCCCUACCUCGAAGGCAGACCUCAUCGACCGCCAGUCGAUCAACGUAACGAUCCAUCGCCUUGCGUGGAAAUAUCGCACCUAUACCGAGUUCUUCCCCGAUCACGACGUGCCCGUCGAGCAGCUGCGUAACUUCCUCGCCGUGCCGUUGCAGUUUGGCAUCACGGCGCUGCAGUAUGCCAAUUAUACCAUGGCGCUGCCGCCAGAGAAGCGGGCGUUCCCCCCCGAGCUAUUGACAGUGGCGACGGGAGGCCGAUCCAUCAUGAAAUUUGUUGGACCGCUGUGGACGGCGUGGGUGUUUAUUGUUUCGGGGGUGCUCGUCAUCGUCCUGUCUGGCUGUGGGUUCUGGUACAUCUUGAUGCAGGCGCACCCUGUGCCACGUCCAUCUGGCAUUCUGGAGGUAGACUUUGCCGUGAAGCUCGAAGAUGUCAAGGCAAGAAACGGCGAGAGCAGUGCGGGCAGCUUCUCAGAGUUGACGGGAACCAUUUCCGAGCGCGACGUAACUACACGAUAUCGGGGCCAAAUGCGACUUCGGCUCUCCCCACCCAAGUCCGAAGACAAGGUGCCGGCCUCCGGAGUGGAUCUCCGCAGCUCCGCCGGAGUCCGACCGCUGCCACGGUCAUAA